AUGACUUCGAUUCGCGUCUAUCAACAACUACGGUCUGACGCCAACAACAACUAUACCUACAAAUUGAUCCAACUCCCACCCAAUCUUUUAACUCACUUAUCGACAUCACCUAGCCCUCACCUCGACUUGAAAACGAAGAGAGUCAAUAAUAAGGGCACAGCAUCUGUCACUAACAACAACGGUGAUGAUGACGAUAAUGAUGCCACUGUUGUUGUAUGUACGCGAGAUGCAACCUUUAAAUUACGCCAGAAUAACCAUUCCAAUUGUGUGUUGCUUAUGAAUCAAUGUAGAAUCGGCCAUCACGAAAAGCAUGAAAAUGAAAAUGGAUACAAUGAUGAUGACGACGAUGAUGAUGUAUUGAUGGGAUUCGCUAAAUGCAAUUAUGUCUAUGAAUUGACAACUAUCCCCGGGUCAAUAUUAGAUAUCGUUCCUGAAUACGGCAACAAAGUGAAGAGUUCUCAAGUGACAAGAGAUCAACUAAUUGCAUCGAGUCCAUGUUCACUAGCUGAAUUUGAAAAGAUUUACACUGAAUCAUGCCUUUGUGAAAUCGCCACCGACAUCAUCGACACCACCAGCAACACUGGAGAUAUGUAUGUUUACAAAUUAUCGCACGAAUCAAUUUCACAAAUCUUGCAUACUCUAAUCACGUACUUAAUAAGUGAAAACAGAUUAAACCACAGCUUUAGCAUUUCGGAGUUGGAUUUGGCCACUGGUAGUGCUCACGCUCAUCAGGGUGUAUUUGAUAACUGGCAACCAUCAAUGAUUCAUGCCGUCAUUUAUAAAUUCACUACCCCAACCCCAGAUCAAGGGCAAGACCUAUCGACAGUAGAUCCAUUACACAGGCCACUACGUUUGAAUGAUGAGUCCAUUGCCCAUUGGUUUGGUAUUCAAGAAUUAUCGAAAUUGGAUGCCUCAUUUGGCUCUAGCACCACCACAGUGGCUGAUUUCUUGUUGAAUUGGAAAACGGCCUUGCCUUCUUUUUACAACGUCCCGCUUGAAAUCAUCCACCUCCGUGGCCACUACUACACAACCUCACCCACAACCACAAGCUCCAGUAGCUUCUCCACAGCCAACUCCUUAGUGGUUAAAUUCAUUGACCAGUCGAGUCUAAGUCGAGAUGUAGCCACUCGAUUCAAGCAACUACUUGCAAUCCAAUCGCAAUGGAAAUACGACGAAUUUAUUGCAUGUUUGGCCCCUGUAAUUGAACCAGGUAAGAAGAUUGAUACGACAAUUUUGAAAUAUGGUAAAAAGAAACGGGUCAAACGAGAUCAAUUUAUCGUUUGUGGGAGAUAA
Molecule: messenger RNA, 1293 nt
Organism: Lodderomyces margitis
Lineage: Eukaryota; Fungi; Ascomycota; Pichiomycetes; Serinales; Debaryomycetaceae
Gene: DCC1
Product: Dcc1p
Exons: 1
Coding region: 1-1293 (430 amino acids)
Biological process (GO): mitotic sister chromatid cohesion; maintenance of mitotic sister chromatid cohesion
Cellular component (GO): Ctf18 RFC-like complex; chromosome, centromeric region; nucleus
Source: RefSeq, a predicted model, not a curated record